AUGCUACUCAAGGGGGGACGUAAAUGUGACAGUAUAGAGAAAUACGAGAAACUUUGCAGAAUAUCCUCGGGUAGCUUUGGAAAUGUGUACAGGGUGAGGCGGAAGACAGACAAGAAGGAGUUUGCUCUAAAGAGGAUGAAUCCGUCGAUGUGUCACGACACCAACGGGUUUUCGAUCCUAUACAUGAGAGAGGUGAUGAUUCUAAAGCAUGCAAGAAACAAGAAUGUGAUGGGGAUCGAGGAGGUGGUGGAAGGAUGCGAGAUCAAUGAUUUUUUCAUCGUGAUGGAGUGCUGUGACAUAGACCUGAAGUCCAUUGUUCUGAAGACAGGGGGGAUUGGUAUGGAAGUGGCCAAGUUCUUUACAUACCAGAUUCUUCAAGGACUUGAGUUUCUGCACGGAAUCGGAGUAGUCCAUAGAGACCUGAAACCGUCGAAUAUUCUUCUUAUGAGGAGCGGAGAUCUGAAGAUAGCAGACUUCGGGCUUGCAAGGGCUGUUGGAAGCACAAUGACCAAUCUUGUUGUUACCCUGUGGUAUAGAGCCAUUGAAGUAUUACUUGGGUCAGAAACCUACAACGAGUCGAUUGACAUGUGGUCUGUCGGGUGCAUUGUUGGAGAGAUGCUGAAGGGAGGGCCAAUUCUACCUGGGGAAGGAGAGAUAGACCAGCUUGAUAGGAUAUUCAAACUUCUAGGAUAUCCUGCAGACGAAGACUUUGCAGGGCUAUGUCUUCCCCAUCUCAAGAACAUCAGAAGACCUGGUAGCUUUGAGGCAAGCUUUGGGCAAGACUUUGGAUGUUAUGGGCAGGAGGUAGUCGACUUUGUCGGAAAUCUUUUGUCUUUUGAUCCUAGAAAGAGACAUUCGGCCUCUCAAAGUCUCAGUAGCUUGUUCGUAGCAAAUGGAAGAGAUUGCCCAAGAGAACUCAUCAAAGACAUGAUGGACUUGUGCAUCAGAACUCCUAAUACUUGA
This is a messenger RNA of Encephalitozoon intestinalis ATCC 50506, 963 nucleotides long. Its product is annotated as cyclin-dependent protein kinase. Gene Ontology annotation, cellular component: nucleus. The transcript has a single exon. NCBI's taxonomy places the organism in Eukaryota, Fungi, Microsporidia, Unikaryonidae. Bases 1 to 963 code for a protein of 320 amino acids. The record is from RefSeq and is a predicted model, not a curated record. Gene Ontology annotation, molecular function: ATP binding; cyclin-dependent protein serine/threonine kinase activity. Gene Ontology annotation, biological process: protein phosphorylation; regulation of mitotic cell cycle.